GUGGGGCAUAGACAGACUUCUCGACCGAGUAGACUUAUAUAUGACCUUUCCGAGCCCCAGUUGAUGGAAUCGUAAAUUCUCCAGCGAUGGCGCCUCCUAGAACUGUCAUAGAGCUUUUGACCAUUCCGAAUCCCGUUGUUACACUCUCUGAACGUCACCGCGCUAAAUCUACUUCUGUCAGCAAGCGAAGUUACUACCCAACGGUCCGGAGACUCAAACCAUGGACGGAAUUUUCGAUCAAAACUCUACAAGUGCUCUUCGAUAAGCGACUUUGGGUAUUACUGAAAGCAGAAACGCCGAAUCUUUGUGUGCCUAUGGAAGUUGAUGCGAACAGUCGUACAAUUGUGGAAGAGAGAUCAAUCGAAGCUCUUGUGCUCAAGUGGAACCACACAAUUAUUGAUCAUGCCCUCAGUAAAACGGCCGUCAGGUUUUUGGGACAAAAUGUCCAUAUGGUGAUUGGACCUCAAUCUACCCUGACGUUUGAUGAGCAUAAAACAAAACCUGAUUGGGGGGCAAUAUGCGAUAGGCAGCAGCACAGUUCGAUCCUACCAGGAGACUCCAAAUGUGGUAUCAAAUGGCAUAGCUCGCAUUUAGAUGGCCUUGUCAACAGGAAACGAGAUUUCGCGGUCCCUCAAGGCCUUCAACAUGCUCUAUGGCCAAUCCGUCAGGUUCUUUACUAUUGCAUUUCGAGUAACACUCGGUAUGGCUACAUUAUUACUCACCAAGAGUUAGUGGUUCUACGGUGCAGCUACCGCCCUGACAGUCAUCUACCUGACCUCCAUGGAAAAGAGCUUAGACAGCAUAUUCAAGACAACGCAUCAGUGGAGUACCGAUCGAUCUCCUGGCACGCAAAAGGGAAUGAAGCCCUUACGGUGAACCUAGCAAUCUACGUUUUGCACAUACUUGCAACGAAUAAUGGCCAAUUGACCAAUGAGCCUCAUGGUCCAUACUGUCCUUUGAUAGACGAAAAGCUUCUUCCAAUAGAGUCACAACCCUUGCUAGUAUCAGUCCCUAGCCAGAACAGCUGUCUAAGUCAAGAUGCAAAAAGCUUCUCACAGCAGGUUGAAAAUGAUGAUUCCCAAACGCAGGCCAAAAGAAACGACAAAAGUAGAAAUGGGGAUGAUUCUACUCAGGAUGAAGUUAGAUCAGCAACGCAGCGCUCUCGGAAAAGAGCUCGAGACUCUGACGACGACGAUACUCUGGCUCUGAGCAUGGCAAGCUCCAGAAGUGAGAGGAAGAAGAUAUCGCAAACUCUUCGCCGGAGCAAGAGACAUCGCAUAUGAGAGUCUUACGUUACGAUGCCGAGCACAUGGGAACUACAAAACGGAGGUAGGGAGUGUCACAGGCUACUGCGUUCGCGAGGGAACUUCAAAACUUCCGAUUACAGGUCUUAUAGCUGUAAAAGCAAGACCAUGACCAUUUUAUGGCAUAUUG
Molecule: messenger RNA, 1434 nt
Organism: Pseudovirgaria hyperparasitica
Lineage: Eukaryota; Fungi; Ascomycota; Dothideomycetes; Acrospermales; Acrospermaceae
Exons: 1
Coding region: 87-1283 (398 amino acids)
Source: RefSeq, a predicted model, not a curated record